AAGGAGGGAGGAUAAAGCAAGAAUAGAGACAGUAAAGUGAACAGAGGCAGAGAAAAACAGAUCAUUAUACAGCAAACGAGGAACAGGCCGCUGAAUGAAUAACAAGGAAGGGAUUACAAAGCCCAGGACUUAGAAAAAAAGAGGAGAGGACGCCGGCUGAAGACUCUCCACACUCUCUCUUUCUUUCUCUCUCACUCCCUCCCCCCUUCUCUAUCCUUCUUGUCACCCUCCCAACUCUCAGAGGCUCUUCCUCCCCCUGACGAUCUCCUCAGUGAAAGAUGGCAUGAGCACACACUGUCUUCCAUCCUCAUCCUCGUGGAGUGUUUUCCUCUCUUUCUGUCACUCUUCCUGUCUCUUUUUUGCUCCUCUCAGUCCCCCCCCACCCCAAUCCCAUCUCUGCUCUCAUCUUUGCUCUGCACGGGUUCAUUCCAAAGGGUGAAGAAGAGGGGAGGGAGGUAGACAGAGGCUGACCUCCCCCCUGCCUCCUUCCACACACCCUCAGGGCCCAGAGAGAGAGUUGGAGUGAAUGAGAGAGAGGGAGAGAGCUGGAGCAGGGAGCUGUCUGAUGACUUACACCAACAACGAUCUUCUUAACCCAGCUGACCGCAGCCAAUCCCCCUGCCCGCCCACUCCCUGCCUCCUGUAACCCACACUCUCUGUCUUCGUGUUUGAGUCAGUGGAGCAGUGAUCCAGGACCAUGUUUGGAUUAAAGACGCCACACUUCUACCUCCCAGGUAUGAACCAUGAGUCCAAUAAAUCAUCAUCAUUAGGAAUGAUCUCCACGGCAACUCGCACCACGGCCACUGUCAGUCCCCUCAGUCCACUAACCAAUGGGAACGCAGUUGCCCAAUCUGCAAACUCUGGAUUCGCUGCUGCUCUGCGUAAACUGGCCAAACAGGCUGAGGAUCCCAGAGGUUCUGCCCUCAGCGGUGAGUCAUCCCCAGUCUCUUCCCCAGCCACCAGCCACAGCUCCCCAGUCACCACUCCAAAGCGGGGCUCUUUAGGACCCCUCCUGGGCCAGACCAGGGGUCACGGCGUCCCCGGCACCCCUCCAGUAGUCACCAUUGCCCCCACCAAAACCAGCAACGGCCUGUGGAGGGCUGACGGACGACAGGUUGAGCUCGGCGUUCAGGGACUCAGCCGGGAGAGGCUGGGAGCCGAGAACAACCAGCCCCAGCAGGAUAAGAGGACUCCACCUAUUCCCUCACAUCACCCACUGGCUCACCCAUUUGGCCUCACCCCUAGCUCCAUCAUGCAAGACCCCAGACUACAGAGCCUUAGCAGUUUGCCGGGGCAGAUGCACGCUGUGGUUCCCUCGGGUGUCGUCCCAGAAGAAUACCUGAGAACACUCCGGCCCUUCGCCACUUCAGAUGACCUCCGUCUGACCUCUUUACCCUUGAGUCUUGACCCCGCUGCUGCUGCCCAUGCUGCGGCCGCUGCUGCUUACUAUCACCCUGCCUACAUGCACCACCCGCUGUCCUUGCCACGGAUGGAGGAGUCUCUGUGUCUGUCUGCGCUGAGGUCACAGUUCUACUCGGUACCUGCAGGAGGCGCUUUUCCUCCUCUCCACCACUCUGCCCUACACUUGCACCUGCCUGGAGGCCGCUAUCCUGGAGAACUGAACCACACAGUGCUGGCUGAGAGGCUACAGAUGGAGAAUGAGCUCCGCCAGCGCGAGAGAGAGCAAGAGCGUGAGCGAGAGAAAGAGAGGGAGAGGGAGCGCGAGGCAGGCCUGGAGCGGGAGCGGGAGAAGGAGCGGGAGAGGGAGGAGGAGAGGGAGAGAGAGCGGGACAGAGAGCUGGACAGACAGAAGGAGAGGCAGAGGGAGAGACAACAGCAGAUGGUCCGAGCGGCAGAGAGCCACUACCUGGCUGAGCUGCAGGCUCGGAGGGCAGCACCGGAGGACAGGACAAGGCCAGGGGAGAGACUGACCCCAAACAGACUGGAUAAACCCAAGGAUUUGGAGCACCCAGGUUUCCCAGCACCUAAACCUCUGCCCCAGCAGGCAGGCCAUCACCCCUCCAGGGCCUCAAUCCCACACCUGGUCCCCAGUCUGGUGCCUUCCCACCUGGGGAAGCAUCAUGCUGCUGCUGCUGCUGCUGCUGCUUCUGCCAGGGGGCUCCAUGGCGCUCUGGCAGCCGCCAUGACAUCUCAGAGGACCAGCGAGGAAGCCUGGUUAACACGGCAACGGGGGCAAGGACAGGAGAGGGAGGGUCCACUGGAGCUGGGCUUCAGAUCACCAGGGAAUGGGAUGGAUGCAAGACGAGACAUCCACAGAACAGGUUCUGUCCAUCACAACCCAGGGAACAAAGAUGUCCCCUCCUGCCUUGGGGCUCCACCACCUCUGAUCUCCCCUAAAGGUCUUCAUCAGCCACAUGUCCCUCCACCUACUCUGUGGAACCCAGCUUCGCUUGUCGACACGCCUGCAGACUCUCGCAGGAAACUCAACCCGCCCACGCCGCCCAGUCGACCACCUCCUGGACUGACGAGAGCUGACAGACCGGCUGUAAGCUGGGGGGAGAAGCUGGAAGACAGGGGCAGGAAGAGGGCAGAAGGACCAGAGAGGUACCCUCCACUGAGGGGAGCUAGUUUACAUGAGUCCUGGAACAGGGCUGAGCAGGACAGAGCCGUCCAGAAUUUCUACCACCGGCAUCACUUUAAUAACCUUCACCAGAGAUCCAGCGCGCCGCUGUCUGUCCCCAGCACCGACCCAGGGGGACGGUGCCAAGAAGCCGCUCUGUCUCCAGUGAGCGAGCGACCAAGUCAGGCGCGGGACAGCAUGCUGGUUUAUGACGAGGUUUUCCAGCAGCACCGCCGGCUGCUCAGCAAGCUCGACCUGGAGGAGAGGAGGAGGAAGGAGGCAAAGGAGGGAGGUUAUUUCUAUGACCUGGAUGAGUCAUACGAUGAGAGCGAUGAGGAGGAGGUGAAAACCCAUUUGAGGAGAGUGACGGAACAGCCCCCACUCAAACUGGACACCUCCUCAGAGAAAGUGGAUUUCCUGCGUGUGUGCGGUCUGACCACGGUGGCCCAUCGCGAUGACCUUCUCGUGCAGAAGAGGAGGAAGAGGAGGAGGAUGAUGAGAGAGCGCAGCCGCUCUCCGCCGGUCAUGCGGAGAAAGAGAAAGGCCUUGUCACCUUCAACACCUACAGCUACCUUAAGUACCCCGUACUCUGCUGAGCAGAUGGACAGCACCCCCGAUCUGGAGGACAAGAAAGACUUCCUCCUCAUGUUUAACCUCUCCCAUGUCAGCCCACAGCAAAGAAGAGAUAAAGAGAAGGCAGAAGAGCUCCUGAGGGCCAUUCAGAGGAAGACUGUGACUUUGGACACGCUCAGAUAUAAUCCUUUACCUCCAUGUAGCAGUCCCCCUCCUGCUCCAUCAACUGGUGACUCCUCCUCAGCUCCUCUGCAGAGUCAAUCAAACGGACAUGUGUACCCAGAGUCUCCCAGCCCUUCCCCUCCUUACUCAAAUAAACCCAAGAACUCAAUUAACAACACAUUCAAACACUCAGUGGACUCGCAGGUGGCUCGCGUCCCUCCACCCUUAUCCUCCACUCAUGAAAAGGUCGAACUAAUGGAGGUGCCGCUAAACAGGAAGCUCCCGAACGGCAUCCAGAGCGCUUCUCCUCAGAAAAAGGAGCCCAACCCUGUGCACAACGGAAGUAAUCGUCCCUGGGAGAGAUUCACCCCUGAGGCCUUUGCUCAGCAUUUCCACCAGGCUGUGCUGCAGUCCACACAAAACACAAAGCACAACAAAGGAGUCUCAAAUAGUGUCCCUCAAGCUGCCGUGAAGGCGGAGCCUCACAGCGUCUCUCAGCUGAAGCAUUCCAGUCUCAACCACGCCCCUCAACACGCACACGUCAACGGCCGUCACUCUCACUCUCCUGUAGCCAGGCGGGACACUGCAGCGCUGCAGGACAACUGCCUGUCUGACGAAGACAUGGAAGAAUCUGGACAGGAGGAGGACGAUGAUGAAGAUGAUGAGGAAGAAGCAGAAGAAGCUCCAAGGAAGUGGCAGGGUAUUGAGGCUAUUUUCGAGGCCUACCACGAGCAUGUGAAUGAAUGGAGUAUAGAGAGGCACGUUCUUCACAGUCAGUGUAAACAACUGGAGACACAGAACUAUAAUCUGACCAGAACUGCAGAGCAGCUCUCCCUCACCAUGGGUGAGCUGGUGGGUCAGAGGCAGAAAGUGAGAGAGGAGCGAGAGAGACUGCAGGCCCAGCUUGAGCACUUCAGGAGGUGUUUGACAUUACCCAACAUUCAGUGGGGCAGGGGGCAAGUCAAUGGACACACACCGAGGUGACCUCUGACACUGACUCUCUGAAGGAUCCAUCUCUGACUGCAGAGGCACAGAAACAAGAGGAAGAUGGAAAGGAGCCAGACCAGCGCCUGUGCUUGAAGGAGUUAAUCCAUGUCUUGUUACAUUUCUGGCCAAUCAGUUAUGUGAUCUGACUGGUUCCAGAUGCAAUUGAUUACCUGCCGCGUUGGCCACAGUAACAGCGAUCCAUCGUUGUCUAUAUAGUGUGGACCACUCUGUCUCUCUCUUGUUUGAGUUAAACAACACAGACUACAGUCCACGACAACACUGUGUGGGUUAAAAGAGCGUCUUCAUAAAGACUCCCACUAUUCCCUUUGGUUUGGCUUUAAGGAUUUUUCCACCAUUUAAAUUGUGUCACGUCAGUUUCAAUGGAUCUACACUAACGGGUCGCAUCGCUUGGCACAAACCUGUAGCCUCAGUCUGGACAGCAAGUGUGCAGUGGUCACUUGAGUCAAGGAAUCAAAGCACACCUCAGGCCUUAAACUUGAUAGGAUGCACUUGAAUUUGAAAUUGGGGAAAUACUUGACCGUCCUCUGUGUGGUGUGAUGUUGUGUCUUCUGAGCACUGUUCUGUAUUGCCGUUUUUCAGACAUGAAAUCUGGAUAAUGUCGGGAGAUUUGUAAGAGACACUCCAGGGUUUGUCGUUCACACACGAUAAAUGAAGUGGGAGAUUGUCCAGCUGAGUUCACAACAGAAGGAGAAUCUCCUCGUCCAUUCAAGCGCUGGAUUCUAACAAUGAGCACACUCAGACAUUAUCUGGAGAUUAGGCAGCCGCCGGGAGAAUCUCUGGAAAAUGUCACUAUAUUUAUAUCUGUGGAGAAUCUCAGGAGUGCGGUACAUGUCUGAAAGCAGUUUUUGCCACAGAUGAAGCCGUCUGUGCCGGGUAUGGUCUAAAACAUCUAAAAGAUAAAAUCUUAAUGGUAUCAGUGAAGUUUGUUCUGGAGAUUAUUACAAUACAUUUUCUCUAGUGAUAGACAAAGAAUUUAGUUUUACUGUUGAACGAUUUCUCGUGGGAAGCCAUAUGUUACUUCAGACGUUACUGCUGCUGGUCAGAAUGAAAAUGUUUAAAAGGUGAUGAAGGAACAUUACAACAGGGAUGAAAUGUCAUGCGAUUGUUCAGGGGCGGACAAACACAAAACGGCAAAUGAUUGUCUUUCUCUCAGAACAUCAAUAAGAUAUUAUUAUCCUCACUGUUCAGAUGUGUUUUUUUGUGUGUGCACUUGACAUGCCAUAAAAUGUUAACAAAACUUGAAGAGAAUAAUUAAUCAGAGUAAUUACAUUUUAUUGAUUAGAAGUAAUUUUCUACAUGUUGUUAAAUAAUUGGGGACCACUAUACUUGUAGACUGUCCAACCUUACAAAUGCUUUCAUAUACCUGAAGAUUAUUUCCUGUUGCAGUUUUAAAGAGUAACUUUAAAUGAAUGGAACAGAAAAGCCAAAUUAUCAUCAGAGUACUUGUUUAUGAGCGACACGACAGAUUCUGUGGUCUUUGGAUGACAUUUAUUUUUGUUCAAACAUAGUCUGUGCCUCUUUGCCUCUGAAUACUCAACACUGCAGGACUGUUUGUUUCCUACAAGCACAAACUCUAGUUGUGAUCUCCCCGUGUCACCUGCUCAGUCAGUCUCCUCCACAAACCUGCUGUGAUCUCCUGCAUAUUUGUUUCAGUUGGUUAUGUUAUGUAAUGUAUUAUUUGGGCUGUAUGAUUACAGUGAAUUAUUUAUUAACAUAUAUAUUGUUGUACAUUCUGAUGGAAAUUUACAUUAAAAUAUUUGUAAAAUGUC
Solea solea (common sole) is the source of this 6093-nucleotide messenger RNA. RefSeq names its product genetic suppressor element 1-like. NCBI's taxonomy places the organism in Eukaryota, Metazoa, Chordata, Actinopteri, Pleuronectiformes, Soleidae. The record is from RefSeq and is a predicted model, not a curated record. The transcript has 16 exons. Bases 698 to 4300 code for a protein of 1200 amino acids.